Messenger RNA from Closterium sp. Naga37s-1, 408 nucleotides. Lineage: Eukaryota; Viridiplantae; Streptophyta; Zygnematophyceae; Desmidiales; Closteriaceae. The record is from the annotation of a GenBank genome assembly.
AUGAAGCUCCUGAUCGUAGCGAUUGCAGCCGUCCUCCUCGUCUCUGUUGCUCUUCCGACUAUGGCCGCUUGUGCAGGAGAGUCGAGGACGGUCAGAGGGCAUGAAUACUUGGUUACGAACGCUCCUUGUGGCGCUGCUUGGAAUUCUGAUCUUAUUUCAUGGUCCAUCCUCUGUGGCUGCUGCGAAACAACUCCCUAUGCGGCCAAAACCCCCGCUUUCGCAAACGAACCCUCAAGGCCAGCCUCGACGAGAAAUUCCGCCGCCGGCGCCGCCAAGUGGCCCAAUUGGAGGUUCGGGAGGACCGCGCUGCGCAUCCGGGCGUACGUAUCGCGUGCUUCCCACCGACAGCUGCGUGCGCCUGUUUUACCUGUAUUAUUACAGAAGUCCCUCCACUUUCCGCUCUGCUAA